Molecule: messenger RNA, 654 nt
Organism: Paracoccidioides brasiliensis Pb18
Exons: 2
Coding region: 1-654 (217 amino acids)
Source: RefSeq, a predicted model, not a curated record
AUGGACCAACCAAUAGAUAGUUUAACUCGAGCAACAUCUGAUACCAAAGGGAGGCGGUUCGGCGUUCUGACGAUCUCUUCCAAGGAUAUCUUCGAAGAAUGCCCUCCAUUGAGAACUCCCCUCCAGAAGGGCCUUAGCCAACAGAUCCCAGCAAGGAUCCCCAAUGCAUGCCAGUUCAGCUCCCCAGAUCCUUGGUUUCCCAAGUCUGCACGGAUCUCAGCAUCCCCCUGUGCUUUGCUCAUUGCUCUGAAUCUGAUUUGCUCUGACUGGGGAUGUUGUGGUAAGUGGGAUGUCAAGCAAUCAUUGGUCGAGCGGUUAGCCCAAGUUUGGGUGCUGCAGCGCGUCGCGUCUUUUGAUACGGAAAUAUUACGGUGUCAGAAGCAUGGUCGUGGACGUGGACGUGGACGUGGACCAGAUGUAGAGGGUGAAGAUCCAUGGGUAAUGCCGGGCAUCGAUGUUUGGGUUGGGAAGGGGAAAAAACCUUUGACUUUACCAAACAAUAGCUAUGUUUACGGAGUCGAGAGCAAAACAGACACAUCCACUCACAGUCCUCAGACAGUUAUCGCCAGCUGCGGGAUCAGAACACAUAGAACCCCAUCUCUGAACACACUGUCUAUACAGUUAACUAGGGAGUCGAGAUCCAAGGAAAAGUAA